Staurois parvus is the source of this 271-nucleotide messenger RNA. NCBI's taxonomy places the organism in Eukaryota, Metazoa, Chordata, Amphibia, Anura, Ranidae. The record is from the annotation of a GenBank genome assembly.
GUUGUAUAUUGUGUGCCUACAGCUUCAGCUUGUCCCAACAUGUGUGACAACUUUCAUGUAAUCCAUGCAUGCCCUCUGAGCAGGGGCGGACUGACAACUCAUGGGGCCCCCGGGCAAUAGGGGAUCAUGGGGCCCCUGUGUCCUUGCCCAAACUCAAAAAAGCCUAUGAAAAAGGUACCAGGGGCAUCUCAUGGGGCCCCCUACUGACCCUGGGCCCUCGGGCUGUGCCCGAGUUUCCAAAUGGUCAGUCCGCCCCUGCCUCUGAGUGAUA